GAACUAAAUAUUCAAGAAGAUCCAAAUGAAGAGUUAACUACUGAUCAACAAAAUAUUAAUCAACAGAAAAAUAAAUGUCUUAUCAAACAAAUUAAAAAUGAUUUAGAACAUAAAAUAGAGGAUCAA
This is a messenger RNA of Racocetra persica, 126 nucleotides long. NCBI's taxonomy places the organism in Eukaryota, Fungi, Glomeromycota, Glomeromycetes, Diversisporales, Gigasporaceae. The record is from the annotation of a GenBank genome assembly.